UGGACACACAGACACGCAGACGCACAGACAGGCAGACGGCACAGGGCUCAGGGCCCUCAUAUGGACCCUGCCCCCUCCUCUCCCACCAUCCAGGGCUGUCUGCGCACCCUAAUCCUCCAGGCUUCAGCCCAUUUCUUAGCCUGGGAUCUGUGCAGCAUCGAGGGACCCAGGAGUCAACCUUGAGACCUUCAGCAACCGUAGCCUCAGCCCUAACCCCAGCAUUGACCUGGUCCCAGGUCCAGCCAGCCCUACCAUGACAAAGGAUUAUCAAGAUCUUCAGCAUCUGGACAACGAGGAGAAUGACCAUCAGCACAGAAAAAGACCCCGGAGCUGCCCCAGGCUCCUGAGGCCCUCUCCUCUUGCAGGGCCGCCUCCUCCCCACUCACUCUUUCGGCGUCUCUGCUCCGGACCCAGCCUCAUCCUGAUCUCCAUCGGCCUUAGCCUCCUGCUGUUGGUGGUUGUCUGUGUGAUCGGAUCCCAGAACUCCAAGCUGCAGGAGGAGCUGCGGGCCCUGAGAGAAACGUUCAGCAACCUCACCGUGAGCACGGAGGCCAAGGUCAAGGCCCUGAGCGUCCAGGGAGGAAAUGUGGGCAGAAAGAUGAAAUCCCUGGAGUCCCAACUGGAGAAACAGCAGCAGGACCUGAGUGAAGAUCACUCCAGCUUGCUGCUCCACGUGAAGCAGUUUGUGUCUGACCUGCGAAGCCUGAGCUGUCAGAUGGCCGUCCUCCAGGGCAACGGCUCUGAAAGGACCUGCUGCCCCGUGAACUGGGUGGACUAUGAAGGCAACUGCUAUUGGUUCUCUCACUCGGGAAAGCCCUGGCCCGAGGCUGAGAAGUACUGCCAGCUGGAGGAUGCCCACCUGGUGGUGGUGGGCUCCUGGGAGGAGCAGAAAUUUAUCCAGCACCACAUGGGCCCUGUGAACACCUGGAUGGGCCUCACUGACCAAAACGGGCCCUGGAAAUGGGUGGACGGGACAGACUAUGAGUCGGGCUUCAAGAACUGGAGACCAGAGCAGCCGGACGACUGGUAUGGGCACGGGCUCGGAGGAGGUGAGGACUGUGCCCACUUCACGGACGACGGCCGCUGGAACGAUGACGUCUGUCAGAGGCCCUACCGGUGGGUCUGCGAGACACAGCGGGACAGGGACAGCGAAAACUAGCAGCCUCCUCUCCCCCUAAUUUAUUUCCUCAAUGCCUUUACCUGCCAUAGGGCUCCUGGUUUGGGGACCUUCCUAUCUGGGGGCUUCUGGAUUUUCAUCUAAGAUUUGGAGGGAAGGGUGGUGUCUGAGGAAUGUAGACUGAUGUUUGGAGGGGCGAAGAGAUUGAAACCCAUGCCACUUUCUGUGGUUUGCAGGUUAUUAUUGUCAACUUUUUUUUUUAGAGUAAAAAGAAG
Mesoplodon densirostris (Blainville's beaked whale) is the source of this 1392-nucleotide messenger RNA. RefSeq names its product asialoglycoprotein receptor 1. Gene Ontology annotation, cellular component: external side of plasma membrane. Gene Ontology annotation, biological process: biological process involved in interspecies interaction between organisms. The record is from RefSeq and is a predicted model, not a curated record. The coding region runs from base 254 to 1159 and encodes 301 amino acids. Gene Ontology annotation, molecular function: fucose binding; D-mannose binding. The transcript is spliced from 9 exons. NCBI's taxonomy places the organism in Eukaryota, Metazoa, Chordata, Mammalia, Artiodactyla, Ziphiidae.